Xenopus tropicalis (tropical clawed frog) is the source of this 2955-nucleotide messenger RNA. It is a transcript of the gene srrt, whose product is annotated as serrate, RNA effector molecule. Gene Ontology annotation, biological process: regulatory ncRNA-mediated gene silencing; RNA metabolic process. Gene Ontology annotation, molecular function: nucleic acid binding. The record is from RefSeq and is a predicted model, not a curated record. NCBI's taxonomy places the organism in Eukaryota, Metazoa, Chordata, Amphibia, Anura, Pipidae. The transcript is spliced from 19 exons. Gene Ontology annotation, cellular component: nucleus. The coding region runs from base 128 to 2755 and encodes 875 amino acids.
UCAGUUCUGGGAAGGCACAUCCGGUCUGUUCCGGAAGUGACGUCUUUUCGCUCUGCAUUUUUUCUCUCGCUGUCGCGUUUUUGUUGUCGUGUUCUCUCUGCUCCUCAAGUCCAGCUUUCUGCCCCCAAUGGCCGACAGUGAUGACGAAUACGAUCGCAGGAGGAGGGACAAGUUCCGGCGGGAGAGAAGCGACUAUGACCGAUCCAGGGAAAGGGAGGAGAGGAGGAGGGACGACUGGAGCGACCGAGAAUGGGAUCGUGGGAGAGAGAGGCGGAGCCGCGGAGAGUACAGAGACUAUGAAAGCAGGAGCCGCAGAGAGAGGUUUUCCCCCCAACGGCACGAUCUCAGCCCCCCCCAGAAACGCAUGAGAAGAGACUGGGAUGACCAUGGCUCGGACCCAUACCACAGUGGCUAUGAUAUGCCCUACUCCAGUGCAGCCGGCGGCCCGGGGUAUGGUCCCCCCCAGCCUUGGGGACAUCCAGAAAUACACGUUAUGCAGCAUCAUGGCAUUCCUAUCCAGGCCAGACUUGGGAACUUGCACGAGGUGGAUCUGGGGACCCCGGCCCCCAUUAUGAAGACCUUUAAAGAGUUCCUGCUCUCCCUGGAAGACUCGGUGGAUGAGACGGAGGCGGUAAAGCGCUACAACGAUUACAAGAUUGAUUUCCGGCGGCAGCAGAUGCAGGAGUUCUUCCUCGCGCACAAAGAUGAGGAGUGGUUCCGCUCCAAGUAUCACCCAGAUGAAGUGGGAAAGCAUAAACAGGAAUCCCAGGCUGCUCUGCGCAACCGGCUCAGUGCAUUCAUGUACCUCAUGGAAAACAGCUGGUUAAAUGAGGUGCAACUGGACAUCGCUCAGUCUACAGCCAUCAUCAAGGUGUUGGACGCAGCCGUCAUAAAGAUGGAGGGGGGAACGGAAAUCGACCUCAAGAUUCUAGAUGAGGAGGAGGAAGAGGCAAAGAGAGAGGCUGCAAAGAAAGAGGAAGCACGAGCGACCGAAGCUGAGAAGAAGGUGACGGAGGAGAAGGAACCCCCAGCCAAGCCUGAAAAAGACAAAGAAGCUGAAACUGAAGAGAAACCUGUAAAACCCGAGGAGGAGGAGGAAGAGAAGAAGGUAGAAAAGGAAGAGCCAGAGAGGGAAACGAGAAAGCCUGGCACCAGGAAGCGCAAGAGAAGUGGCGACAGUGACGAUGGGAGUGACUCUGAGUCCGACACUGAGACAGCAAGUCCUAAGCCAAAGGCGGAAACUCCCAGCCAGAACGGUCGGGCCGAGGAUACUCCGAAAAAGGAGGAAGAAACCGAAAAGCAGAAAGAGAAGCAGAAAGAAGACCCAGUGAAACCGCGGCCGCUGCACAAAACCUGCUCCAUCUUUAUGAGGAACAUUCCUCCCAACAUUUCCAAAGCAGAGAUCACUGCGCUGUGCAAGAGGUAUCCUGGCUUCAUGAGGGUUGCGCUGUCUGAGCCCCAACCAGAGAGAAGGUUUCUUCGGAAAGCAUACGUGACGUUCGAUCGCAGCGUCAACAUCAAGGAGAUCUGCUGGAGCGUGCAGAAUAUCCGGCUCCGUGAGUGUGAACUGAGUCCCGGGGUGAACAGAGACCUGACCUAUCGAGUGCGGAAUAUAAACGGCAUAACCAUGCACCGCCCCAUUGUGCGCAAUGAUAUCAAGCUGGCAGCAAGGCUGAUCCACGCUCUGGAUGAGAGAGCUCUGCUGUGGGAGGGGGAGCAGGGGGACCAGAUGGUUUCAGCCCAGAAUCCCAUUCUGAAGAACAUCACAGACUACCUUAUUGAUGAAGUGAACGCAGAGGAAGAAGAGCUCUUAUUUAGUGCGGGAAGGACCCCUGAAACAGAGACCCCCAAGGAAGGGAACCCCACAGAGAUCAGCGUGGAGCGGGACGAAAAGCUUAUCAAGGUGCUGGAUAAACUCCUAUUUUACCUUCGUAUUGUCCAUUCUGUUGAUUAUUAUAACACAUGCGAGUACCCCAAUGAGGAUGAGAUGCCAACGCGGUGUGGAAUGAUGCACGUGCGCGGCCCCCUGCCCCCCAACCGCGUGUCACAUGGUGAAGUGGCCGAGUGGCAGAAGACCUUUGAGGAGAAGUUGUCGCCCCUGUUUGCGGUUCGGGAGACCCUGUCUGAGGAGGAGGCAGUGAAGAUGGGGAAGAAGGACCCAGAACAGGAAGUGGAGAAGUUUGUGACGGCCAACACCCAGGAGCUGGGCAAGGAGAAGUGGCUGUGCCCCCUCAGCGGCAAGAAAUUCAAGGGACCGGAGUUUGUGCGCAAGCAUAUCUUCAACAAACAUGGCGAGAAGAUUGAGGAGGUGAAGAAGGAGGUGGCGUUCUUCAACAACUACCUGAUCGACAGCAAGCGCCCCGCCCUCCCCGAGGUCAAACCCUUGCAGCCGCCAGUUGGUACAGCCGGGCAAGCAUUGGCCGCUGGGCUGCUGUACCCCCACCAGGGACCCCAAGCCCUCCUACCUUACGCCCAGCCGCGGCCCCCUGUGCUGGGAUAUGCAGGCGCGCCUCAGUUCCCUCCUACUCCCUACGGGGCUGGACGUGGAAAUUACGACGCUUUUAGGGGCCAAGGGAUGUACCCUGGAAAACCACGUAACAGGUUAGCGUUGUCUCUGCCUUCCUCCAUUCUGCCUACGUGUCUGUCUGUGCCUUCACACUCUUCCUCUCCUCCCCGCAGGAUGAUCAGGGGGGACCCACGUGCCAUCAUUGAAUACCGAGAUCUGGAUGCCCCCGAUGAUGUGGAGUUCUUUUAAAUGCCCCGCCUUCUAUUUUAGCCGCCUCCCUUUGUUGCACUUUCCCACUGCCGACCGUGCCCGCGCCAUGCCAGUCCCUACGCCCCUCCCAAGGUUUAUUUUGUAGCCGGUUACAGGACCUCUCAGCUGCGGCUGAACUUGGUAACGUUGGUCUUUUUGUUUAAUAAACAGAUGAACUCACUGCUGUGAGCAGCUUUUUA